GCCUAUUUUGUAUUCGAUUAUUUGAAUAGUCGAAAUUUUGUUUUUUGUGGUGUUUUCUGUGUUUUCUGAAAGAGUAUAACAAGAUAACAAAAAUCAUGAACAAUCACGCGAAGAACAGAGCAGAAGAAAGAAGUUCGGAGCCGGAGGAAAUCAAUCAUCCAGUCAAGCCACCCAGCUAGCAAAUAGAGACUUGGCGAGCCGGUGCCGAGCAGCAUUUUUCGGAUCCGACCCAGCGAAUCAACCUUUGGAACUGUUCAGGAUGGAUGGAUGUAUACCAGCAGACAAGAGCAAACAGAAUUAUACCGUGUCAGUGCACAGCGAACACCUAAAUCCGAGCAGCAUUUCCCGCAUCCGGAUUUAUGUUUUCCCAAGAGGCUAGACCAACUUUCAUUGCAUCAUGAAGCAAUCUGCCACUCCACUGAUUUGGCGGAUCCGAAACUACGUUCGUUGUAUGUUUCCGGAAACAUUAAAUAUCAGUUCAGGAAAUCAUUUUUUGCCCUGUCGUUCUACAAUCUCAUCAAUGCUCAGUUGGAUUGGAACAAGCACCCGAAGAUGUUCAACAGUUCGCUUGAAGAACAAUUUUCCCGCAAUCAAUCAAUCCCGGACAUGCAUCUGAUGAUGGCAGCAUCAAUUGAACUCGAACACAACCUCCCAACAAAUUGUACAUCACAAUAUACAAAAUAAACUGUUGCGAAUUACUGCGUUUUUCUUAAAUAUUGCAAAAUUUCAAUUAAAUUCGUUGAUCGAAACAAACGGCUCUUUCAAUUAAGGUUCAAUUUUAACCAUUUUUCAACAUCUCCAUAGAAAUUUUAUUCGGUUGAAAAAUAACCAUAUUCAAACUUCUCCCCUAGAAGUCAUUUUAUGACUUCUCAUGGAGAACUCA
This is a messenger RNA of Uranotaenia lowii, 883 nucleotides long. RefSeq lists its product as uncharacterized. The transcript is spliced from 3 exons. Lineage: Eukaryota; Metazoa; Arthropoda; Insecta; Diptera; Culicidae. The record is from RefSeq and is a predicted model, not a curated record. The coding region runs from base 268 to 684 and encodes 138 amino acids.